Larimichthys crocea (large yellow croaker) is the source of this 1520-nucleotide messenger RNA. RefSeq names its product collagen alpha-3(VI) chain-like. Bases 216 to 1520 code for a protein of 434 amino acids. Lineage: Eukaryota; Metazoa; Chordata; Actinopteri; Sciaenidae. The transcript has 3 exons. The record is from RefSeq and is a predicted model, not a curated record.
UAUAUCUAUUUUUGUUAAUAGAGGAAAGUGAUGAAAAAGGAAGGGACGUAGUCUUCCUUUUAGAUGGAUCUGAUAAUACCAGCAAUGGAUUUUCAGCCAUUCAAGAUUUCCUGUACAGAGUAAUAGAAACACUUAAUAUUGGACCAAAUAAAGACAGAGCUGCUGUGAUUCAGUUCAGCAAUGUUGCACGGGCAAAUUUCUUUUUGAAUUCAUUCAUGAGGAAGGAAGAUGUUCUAACAGCUGUCAGAAGGCUCUCACACAAAGGAGGAAGACCUCUCAAAAUGGGUGCAGCACUAAAAUAUGUUAAAGAAAAUGUAUUCACAGCUGCCUCAGGGAGCAGAUACAAACAAAACGUACCACAAGUUCUUGUUGUUUUAAGUAGUGGACCAUCAAGUGAUAGUGUGGAUUUACCUGUCGCUUCGCUAAAAGAAAACAAUGUCACAAUAUUAACCAUUGGAACAAAAAACUCUGAUCACAAGGAAAUGGGGAAGAUAUCACAUGCUCCAAGUUACGCUCUAUCAGUUUCUGAAAUGGCUGAACUUCCACAUCUACAAGAACAAGUUGUUGCUGCAAUGAGAGAAGAAAAAAUGAAAAAUGAAAUUUCAAAAACAGAAGUGAUAGUGGAGAGAAAACCAACUGGAAAGGAUGUUGUGUUCUUGUUGGAUGGGUCUGAAGACACUAGAAGUGCAUUCCGAGCUAUGCGAGACUUUGUCCAAACAGUAGUAGAGACACUCAGUGUGGAUGACAACAAAGACCGUGUCUCAGUGGUUCAGUACAGCAGAGAUCCAGCUGUCCAGUUCUAUCUGAACACGUACACAACAAAAGGCGAGAUCCUUGACACUGUCAGAGGUUUAAGUCACAAAGGCGGAAGACCCCUCAACACUGGAGCAGCACUCCAGUACUUGAGGGAUAAUGUCUUCACAGCCUCUGCCGGAAGCAGGCGCCAGGAAGGAGUUCCACAGGUUUUGGUACUGCUAAGUGGUGGAAGAUCUUUUGACAGAGUUAAUGAACCAGCCUCUGCUCUCAAACAAAUGGGUGUCCAGACCUUUGCAAUUGGAAGCAGGAGGUCUGACAGAGAAGAACUGCAGACAAUAUCUCACGAUCCCAGUAAUGCUCUUUUCGUGUCUGAAUUCACGGAUUAUCCCAAUGUCCAGCAGCAACUUCAGUCCUCCAUGGAGGCUGUGGUUACUGACGUCACAGCAGAAUCACCAACUGGACCUGUUGACACUGCCAAAAAGGAUAUUGUGUUCCUUCUGGAUGGUUCUGAUGGCACAAGGAGAGGCUUCCCUGCCAUGCGUGAUUUUGUUGAGAGAGCUGUAGAGAAACUCAAUGUGGAGCAAAACAAUGACCGUGUCUCUGUGGUCCAGUACAGCAGAGAUCCAGCUGUCCAGUUCUAUUUGAACACAUAUGCCACAAAAGAGGAUAUUGUGGAUUCGGUCAGAGGGCUGAAACACAGAGGAGGCACACCCCUCAACACUGGAGCAUUGUCAAAGUGGCAAUGGCUGACCUCAAUUCAGUAA